GUGAAAUAUUACACCUGAACAGAUACCGUGAAUUCCAUCCAAAGCAGCUUCCAAGAUAAUGUUACUCUGUACAUUUUGCUGCUUGCCUCAACAGUCAACUUGUAUGUCACAAUGUCCAUGCAGUGACAUGGUCAGAACGUCAACAUACAACUAAGCAUUGACUUAGCAGCCAUGCAAGAUAUGAUCUUGAUAUCUUUACCCAAAACGCAAACUGCUGGACGCAGGCAUCCUCCAAAAUGAAAACGCUCUUCAGCUCCCUCCUCCUCCUUACGCAAGCUCACCCAUCUCUCACCUACAAACCCCUCUCCGACCAUACCCUCAAGCAUCUCAUCUCCCCAAGCAUCGACCCGACUACCUCCUCGACGUAUCCGGACCCGGACUUCGACCCCGUCACCGGCGCGCUCCUGUCCCCCAUCCUCGUCCCCCGGGUCCCCGGCACCCCCAACCACGCACGCGUGCAAGAGCACUUCAUCUCUUUCAUCCGCACCUACCUUGACCCAUCCUGGACCGUCGAAUGGCACAACACGACGGCCACCACGCCCGCGACCGGCGCGAGGGGGGUUCCGUUCCAGAACCUGAUCCUGCGGCGCGAUCCGCCGUGGAUUCGGGCCAGGGGCGCGGAGGGCGAAGGAGAGGUGGCGCGGCUCACGCUGGCGGCGCACUACGAUAGCCUGUACCAGCCGGAGGGUUUCAUCGGGGCGGUGGACAGCGCGGUGCCGUGCGCGCUGCUUCUCUUCGUUGCGCGGGCGGUGGAUCGGGCUUUGACGAGGCGGUGGGAGAGCAUGGGCAUGGAUCAUGAUGCUGAGGAGGGAUUGGAGGAGGAGAAAGGGGUGCAGAUUCUGUUGCUGGACGGGGAGGAGGCGUGGGAGCGGUGGAGUGAUGAGGAUAGCUUGUAUGGGUCGAGAGCGUUGGCAGAAGCCUGGGAGAACACCAGAUACGAAGCGGGGAGUAACUUUGCUACGCCGCUCGAGGCUAUCAGCCUGUUUGUGUUGCUGGAUCUGCUGGGAGCGCCAGAGCCCAACAUUCCGUCGUACUUCCCGACAACUCACUGGGCAUAUCAGAACCUGGCACGGGCUGAGGAGAGAUUGCGGAAGCUGGGCGUGCUGGAGACGAGACCGACGAAACCCUUCUUGGCGGAGGGCGAGAAGGAAACGGUGCACUUCUAUCGGGGUUAUGUGCAGGACGACCAUGUCCCGUUCAUGCAGAGGGGGGUUCACGUUCUACACAUUAUCCCCACACCAUUUCCACCCGUGUGGCACACCAUGGACGACGACGGGGCGCACCUCGAUGUGCCCACCAUCAGGGACUGGGCGAGGAUCAUGACUGCGUUUGUGGCUGAAUGGAUGGACCUGGAGGACUAUAUGCCGGUGGCAGUGGGGAAACCAGAGAGCAGAUUUUAUGAGAAGGAAGAGUUAUAGUUAGACACCUGUGGGCUGUGGCUGAUAUGUCGGCCUGGAAUCUGGAUAUCCUGUUUGUUGACAUCAGACUAUGCAUCCCCUGUCGUCGAGCAGAGCUUUUGUCUUCUCAAUCAGAAUCUAGAACCCGUUAGGUAGAUAUAAUCUUGAAGCUUGGAUUAGUCAUUAGA
This is a messenger RNA of Chaetomium strumarium, 1585 nucleotides long. RefSeq names its product peptidase family M28-domain-containing protein. Gene Ontology annotation, molecular function: zinc ion binding; glutaminyl-peptide cyclotransferase activity. The coding region runs from base 237 to 1418 and encodes 393 amino acids. The record is from RefSeq and is a predicted model, not a curated record. The transcript has 2 exons. Lineage: Eukaryota; Fungi; Ascomycota; Sordariomycetes; Sordariales; Chaetomiaceae.